AUGCCUCCCAAGCUUAUGACGAAGGCGACUGCAGAUGUUACGUUCCCGGAUGACCUCCUUACGGACCCGAUUAUUACGCUGGUACCUGCUGGGGAAGACACUGGAACGAAAGGGUCGGCUGAUACGGUUAACAUGACCACCUCCAUGGCAACGGACAAUGUCGCUGCAAAGGAGAAGGCCAAGGUUACUGGUGAUACUGCUGUGGAGGUCAUGGACAAUGUCGCUGGAAGUUCUGGUCUGACAGUGGAAGAGAAGAGUCAGGCGAAUCAGGCGUACCAGGCUCCUUUGGCAGCAAUUGAUGACUUCCUGGAGGACGACUCGGACGAAGAGCUGGAUAUCGACAUUGCAAAAGAGGAUGCUUUCCGUCUUCGUUUUACCACAAUCUUACUUAUCCCGAUGGUGCUGUCUCAGGAGACUAAAGCUCUUAUUGCAGCCGUCCGCCUCCAGAUGACGAAGUCCCACGUCUUCGAAUACCAGAAGUCCAAUGCUCCAGCGAUUAAAUGCAUCUAG
Molecule: messenger RNA, 510 nt
Organism: Closterium sp. NIES-65
Lineage: Eukaryota; Viridiplantae; Streptophyta; Zygnematophyceae; Desmidiales; Closteriaceae
Source: the annotation of a GenBank genome assembly